This is a messenger RNA of Ostertagia ostertagi, 516 nucleotides long. NCBI's taxonomy places the organism in Eukaryota, Metazoa, Nematoda, Chromadorea, Rhabditida, Trichostrongylidae. The record is from the annotation of a GenBank genome assembly.
AUGGCACCCUCCGGGGGUGAUCCGUAUCGAUCGCCGCCGAUUAUACGAAAACGGACGUCAUUCCCGUUGGUGGUGGUGUUUCGGAAACUGCUCGGUAUUCUGGUGACCGUGCUGUUCAUCGUCGUCGUCACCGUGGGCAUCCCUGUCUACCUCAUUCUAGGCAUUAUCGGGUUCGUCAAGAAGAAAUCACGACGAUGGACGUACGAAAGCGGAUGUUGCACACAUCAAUGGCCCCUUUGCGGUACGGUUCCAGAAUUAGCGGGUAUGAUACUGACGGGUAGCGUGGAUUUGGACGCACUUAACGAUGGAAUUCAACGGGUCAUAGCGGAUAGCCGAUCGAAUCUCUAUAAAAAUUCAUCCAGUGAUGUUAGCUCUCAACUAGGAAAAUUAUGGGAUAACAGCAGUUAUCGAUUGACAACGGAUAACGAGUUGUUGGAUCUACAACGGCAGGAAAAUGUGUUACCAACACAUCAAACCACCCUGUCCUUAGUACCUGAGUAUUCACAUACUCUCAAG